This is a messenger RNA of Symbiodinium sp. CCMP2456, 873 nucleotides long. The record is from the annotation of a GenBank genome assembly. Lineage: Eukaryota; Dinophyceae; Suessiales; Symbiodiniaceae.
GUGGAUACAUCACCGGCGGAUACCGAUGAGGAUCUGGACCCGAAUGAGGAACCUGCCGUGGAGGUUGCACAUGUUAUCGACCCGUCCACCCUGGAGACCCAACUUCCCGACCACGAUUUCUGUGCAGAUGCUCCUAUUGUGCCCGGGGUGACCGUGGGAAAAGAGAUCCUCGAGAACUCCAGCGGUGGGUCUACGACUAUGGGGCCACCAAAGCAUGCGCCCGAGAACCGUCGGCAAGCUCUGAAAGACCGUAAGCCCUUGCUCCCCGACACAGCCCUGAACCCCCUGGAUGCCGACCUCGAAAAGCAGCUGGAGUACUUAAUCGACACAGUCGAUGCGUUGAAUGCCACUGAAGACGUGGUAGCGAUGCAAGCUAAGGUUCGCAAGGCUGCUCGCGAAGGCUUGGCUGAUGAGGAGCCACCGUGUAAGAAACCCAAAGCAAAGGCUAAGGCAAAAGGCAAAGCAAAGGCAGGGAAGGCUGCUGCCGAGAAAAAGAAGGAGCAGGGGGCCAGGGACCGGGAAGGCUCGAAGGAGUCAACUGGGGAAGGGGACACGGAAAGCUCAAAGGAGCCAGCAGCAGGGUCUGGCGGGGCGGACGUUGUGAACACAGAUCCAGCAGCAGGGUCUGGCGGCGCGGACGUUGUGGACCCAGACUCAGCAGCAAGGUCUGGCGGUGCGGACGUUGUGGACCCAGAUCUAGAGUCAGCAGCAGGGUCUGGCGGUGCGGAUCCGAAUAAUAAGCCGGAGGCAACAACGGGGGAAGGGGACGUGGAAGGCUCAAAGGAGCUAGUGCCAUCGGGGGCAGCCAAGCCCAACAAGAAGAGCGCAGAGGAGCUCCAGUACCAGUGGGACUUGGAGGUCAUCAUUCUGUAA